GUAGCCCCUGAGCCCAUGGGGGACCGGGAACCCAUCACCUUAGGACAUGGGGCAGUGUGACAUCCGGGUUACCACAGUUUACCUUUCCCAAGUGUUCCCGGGUACGCAUUUAUCAGCAUGACCAAAACUCUCCACCCUUCGCUUCAAGACACCCCUCAGAAUGCUCCGGGUGACAGCAGCGCGCCUCUCCAGGGUCAGCAGGCACACCCUCACCCGCCGCUGUGUUCACCCGCCCCCACCUGUUGCUGCUGCCGCUGUCAUAGGGCACUCAGCGGGUACAAGAUGCCAGUCGACCGCUGCCCAGAGUGCCCAGGAUGCGGCGGCCCUCAAUAACAGGGUCGCCCCAGUUGACCUGAGGGCGGCACAGAGCAGGGUGACCUUUGACCUGCCUGCCAUGACCGCCCUCCUGGACCACGACAACCAUGAGAUGCGCAAGAAGUUCAGAGCCUUCAUGAGUGAGCCAGUGAUGGUGCCACGCUACAACAUACCCCUGGAGGAGGAGCGGGAGGUGGCCCUGGCCCGCCUCAAGAGGAUCUGCGACGCCGGCUUCAUCUCCGUCCUGGACUUCCGCCACAACCCGCUCAGGAUCUUCGCAGCGCACGAGCUGGCCGCCAUCAUCGACCCCGCCAUGACUGUGAAGAUGACCGUGCAGUUUAACCUCUUCGGUGGCACUGUGCUGAAGCUUGGCACUGAGCGACACCACGAGAAGCUGCUGGCCGGCAUCGACACCCUGGAAGACGUGGGCUGCUUUGGCCUCACUGAGCUCGGCUACGGGAACAACGCCGUCGAGAUGGAGACCACGGCAGAGUACGACAAGGACACUGACGAGUUCAUCAUCAACACCCCACACCCACUGGCACAGAAGUACUGGAUCACCAACGGCGCGGUGCAUGCCAGACACGUGGUGGUGUUCGCCCAGCUGCAGGUGGCCGGCGCGCAGCACGGCAUUCACGGCAUACUGGUGCCCAUACGUGACGAGAACCUCAAGAUCCUCCCCAACGUGCGCGUGGAGGACAUGGGUCACAAGAUGGGCCUGAACGGGGUGGACAACGCCAAGCUCUCCUUCGACAACGUGAGGGUGCCGCGCGAGAACCUCCUCAACCGCUACAGUGACGUGACCAAGGACGGGGAGUUCCAGUCGCAGAUUAAGAGUGCCCGCAGUCGCUUCCUCACCGUGGCGGACCAGCUGUUGUCGGGCCGCAUCUGCAUCGCCAGCAUGAGCAUGGGCGGCGCCAAGGCCUCCCUCACCAUUGCCCUGCGCUACGCUGCCUCACGCCUCACUGUGGGACCCACCGGCAAGUCCGACACCUCCAUCCUGCAGUACCAGCUCCAGCAGCGUGCCCUUCUGCCGCUUCUCGCUCGCACCUACGCACUCAACUUUGGCCUGGACUAUGUGAAGAAUCGUUGGGCCAACCAGCCAGCGGACGGGUCAGAGCACCAGGAGAUUGUGACCAUGUGCUGCGUCAUCAAGCCUCUCGCAUCCUGGAACCUGGAGAACGUGGUGUCGGUGUGCAGGGAGCGUUGCGGCGGCCAGGGAUACCUCUCUUGUAACAGAUUUGGCGUGUUCCAUGGGUUGGCGCACGCAGCCAUGACUGCCGAGGGGGACAACAGUGUGCUCAUGCAGAAGGUGGCCAAGGAGAGACUGGCCGCCUUCAAGCCUGUGGCCGAGGACCCCAGCCUGCCCACGGACCCCAGCAACAAGGCCUACCUCCACAACCUGCUCAGGAAGAGGGAAAAUACUCUGUUCAUGGCCCUGGGCAAGAAGCUAAUGAGUGCGGGGAAGGCCAAGCUCUUUGAGACAUGGAUGCUGCAGGAGUCUGACCUCGUCCAGGACGCUGCCAAGGCCUACGGGGAGAGGCUGGUGUCGGAGCAGUUUGAGGCGGUGCUGGAGCGGUGCGAGGCCAGCCUGAAGCCGGUGCUGAGCCAGCUGCACCACCUGUACCUGUUGAGCAUCGUGGAGGCCAAUCCAGCCGUGUUCCUCACCAACCACCUCAUGGACACCAACACACUCGCCAAGGUGUUGGAGGCGUCAAGGCAGGUGUGCAUGGAGCUUGGACCUGACGCCCUGGCCCUGUGUGAGGCGUUCGACAUCACCGACCCCAUGCUGUCCGCACCCAUCUCUCAGGACUGGGUCACCUACAACGAGAGGGACAACCAGGGAGAGCUGUAGAGGGUGAUGGUGUUUGGAAGAGCCGGUGCUAGAGAUGCAGGACUCUGGGGUGUGGUGUUGCGUCCUGGAGAGCCACAAGACGAAGGUGCAAGUUUAAGGUUGGUUGGGGACUUGCUGUAAUAGGGUUUUUUUUUUCUUCGACUACUUCUCCUUCCUUGUCUUCUUCUUCUUCUCCUUCUUACUUUUCUUCUUUGAUCAGAUUGAAUUUCCUUAGUGCCAGAUCCAAAAUUUUCUUUCAAGGAGGGCAAAGAAAGAUAAGUUUCCCAAAAUGUAAAACUACUUCUCUUUGUUUAACCCGCAAACUGCUGUACGCCUUCUGGGCGGCUGAGCGGUAAGCUGCUGUAAGCCUUCUGGAAGCGGGCUUUUCAAACAGGCGCCAAAAAGUUACCGCCGCUGCUUCAGAUACUGCCAGAAAAACAUUUUUGUGAUAGAAAAAUCUAAGAAAUAUGCAGGAUACAACACAUUUCGAGCUACAGAUAUGUGUAUUGUAAUAUUUAUGACACGUUUAUGUAACUUAGAUAUCAUUUAUUGAAGGUCAAUCUCUCGCUGAUAUAGCCGCACUAGGCGACGCACUCAGAAUCUCAGUCCCGCAGCUUACGGGUUAAUGUCCUUCGCGUCCAAAAUGCAAAAACUCCCAGCAUGACCAUGAACAUUUUGAAAAGGCUAAUUGGAAACGAUUCUUUGACUAUCAGAUGAAAACGGUUCCGCUCGCACCAGUUUGAAGGGAUGUCAGUGUGCUGCUUGACUAUCACAAUUGUGCCUAUUCACCCUUUUUAUUUAUUUAUUUAUUUAUUUUUUUUUUACAUCAGAGGACACAGCUCAAGGGCAACAAAAAGGGUACCCCAAAAAAAAGCCCGAUACUCGCCGCUCCCAUAAAAGAUAAAAGCAGAGUGGCCAUAAGAGAGGUCAAUUUCAGGUGGAGAGGUGUCUUGCAAAAUUAAACGAUCGAUUGAGUCAGUUGCAAAGUAAAUAGAUGUGUGUGUGUGUGUGUGUGUGUGUGACAAAAUUUUAGAACAAGAACAGAGUUAAACUUUCUACAACUGAAAUAUCUGUUGUGCAGGUUUGGUAGCUAUUCAGGGCAAGAAAAAUAGUAUAGUUCAUAAAAAGUAACAAAAGAGUAACAAAAAGAAGUGUUCAAGGUGUGUCCAAGCAAGUUAGGCGUUGCAUUAUAGAAAUAUUUGCCGUGCCAUCCUCUUGUUGGUUCAAAAGGGCAAAUUUGGCAGCAAUUCAAGCCAACAAAAACACUACUUCAUAACAAAACAAUACAACGAUAGCGUAAGGCAAAGAAGUGUUCAUGGUGUGUCAAAUCAAGACCAGGGUUAGGCGUUGUAUUAUUGAAAUAUUAGCCGUGCCAUCCUCUUGUCGGUUCAAAGAUGCAGGUUUGGUAGCUCAUUCAGGGCAACAAAAACACUACUUCAUAACAAAACAAUACAACAGUAGCGUAAAGUAAAGAAAUGUUCAUGGUGUGUCAAAGAAAGACCAGGGUUAAAAAUUGCAUUACUUAAAUAUUUGCCGGUUCAGAGAUGUAGGGUUGGUAGCUCAUUCAGGGCAACAAAAACGCUACUUCAUAACAAAACAAUACAACAGUAGCAUAAAGUAAAGAAGUGUUCAUGGUGUGUCAAAGAAAGACCAGGGUUAAAAAUUGCAUUACUUAAAUAUUUGCCGGUUCAAAGAUGUAGGGUUCGUAGCUCAUUCAGGGCAACAAAAAUAAUACAGUUCAGUGUUAAUAAACUGUACAAUAGAGUAAAGCAAGGGAGCAUUCAUGGUGUGUCAGAUCAAUACGUAACAAAACAACAGAGUAAAGGAGUGUUAUGGUGUGUGAAAUUAAGACCUAUUUUAACUCUUCUAAGCUGCUGUGUAAAUAUAUUCCUCGGAAGACUUAAAGAUGAGCUGUUUCUUCCAAUCAGCAGUGAGGGUAAGUUCAAAUGUGUUCUCUCUUGCACAGCCUUUGUAUGGUUUGUUUAUAAAGGUUUGUAUGGCUUAUGGGUGAUAGGUCUCGUAUAAUCCACUAUUGUUUUACUUAUACAUUAAUAUCCACUCAAGUCAGGAUAUUGUGGGUGGGAGGAGAUUAUUGUACAGUCUUUUUUUCAUUAUGGGCCGUAUUACAAGUCGGAUCAGAGAAGUUUUGGAUCCCUACAAUGUUUUUCAUCACGAACUCUGUAGGGACCUGAAUUUUCUCAGAUUUGACUUAGGGGCUAUUACACUGGGCAAAUUUUCCGUGGAUCUUCAGUCAAACCACGAUUUCCGCUGGCGUGGUUCUCAUAUUUCCGUGGUUUUCUGACGUGUCCACGAUCUUCCAAAGCUACGGUAGAUUUCACCGAAGGACGACGGUAUUACUCACCAUCAUCAUCAUCAGCAAUAACAAGAAAUAAAUGAGAACCAAGCUAGCGGAAAUCGUGGUCUGACUGAAGAUCCACGGAAAAUUUGCCCAGUGUAACAGCCCCUUAAUGCGGCCCCGAACUGAAAUCUGUAUGGACCUGAAACUUCUCGGAUUCAACUUGCAAUACGGCCCCAUCUUCCACCGAAACAAUAAUUUAACACUGGUAAAUAAAGUAUCUGUGUAAGUUCAAAUUUAUUGAAAAAAAUAUACUAUAAAAUUCCAUUAAAUUACGAAAAAAAAUAUUAUAAUUGAUUCGCUUCAAAAAGUAAUCAUUCAAGCUAGGAGAGAAGGAAAGUGUUUUGUGUGUUCAGCCAACAACAACAAAAUAUUAUCAAUGCAAUUAAUUUAAGUGGUUGAAAUUUGUAUACAGAUUUAGAUAGUCAAAUAGAUAUUUUUCAACUGGAAUUAA
Messenger RNA from Eriocheir sinensis (Chinese mitten crab), 4959 nucleotides. RefSeq lists its product as uncharacterized. Gene Ontology annotation, biological process: lipid homeostasis; fatty acid beta-oxidation using acyl-CoA oxidase. Gene Ontology annotation, cellular component: peroxisome. The coding region runs from base 161 to 2170 and encodes 669 amino acids. NCBI's taxonomy places the organism in Eukaryota, Metazoa, Arthropoda, Malacostraca, Decapoda, Varunidae. The record is from RefSeq and is a predicted model, not a curated record. The transcript has 14 exons. Gene Ontology annotation, molecular function: FAD binding; fatty acid binding; acyl-CoA oxidase activity.